CGAGCCCGGAGGCGGAACCCGGCGCGCCCCCGUCGCCAGCCGGCUGCUGUGCUGGCUUCGAAGCUGAGCCGGGCCGAGCGGGUGGGCUGCCCGGGACGGCGCCAUGAAGCUGUACAGCCUCAGCGUCCUGUACAAAAGCGAGGCUAAGGUGGUGCUGCUCAAAGCCGCGUACGAUGUGUCCUCCUUCAGCUUCUUCCAGAGGUCCAGUGUUCAGGAAUUCAUGACCUUCACAAGUCAACUGAUUGUGGAGCGCUCGGCAAAAGGCAGCAGAGCUUCUGUCAAACAGCAAGAGUAUCUGUGCCAUGUUUAUGUCAGGAACGAUGGUCUUGCGGGUGUGGUCAUCGCGGACAGCGAGUACCCAUCCCGGGUGGCCUUUUCCUUGCUGGAGAAGGUACUAGAUGAAUUCUCCCAGAAGGUCAACAGGAUAGAUUGGCCCGUAGGAUCCCCCGCCACCAUCCAUUACACGGCCCUGGAGGAUCACCUCAGUAGAUACCAGAACCCCCGAGAAGCUGACCCCAUAAGUAAGGUGCAAGCUGAGCUAGAUGAGACCAAGAUCAUUCUGCACAACACCAUGGAGUCGCUGUUGGAGCGAGGCGAGAAGCUUGAUGACUUGGUGUCCAAAUCAGAAGUCCUGGGAACGCACUCUAAAGCCUUCUAUAAAACUGCCCGGAAACAAAACUCGUGCUGUGCAGUCAUGUGACACACCCCAUGGAGGCUGGACCAUCGCCAUCACUCACAUCAGAACUGCAGCCACUGGAGAAGACGCCCUAAGAGGACCUGGGGCCGGGCGGACUUGUCAUUUUUACACUGAGUUCCCAGGAGGAACUGAGGGAUGGUGGAAGGGUGGGGAACGUCCAAGUUCAUAUGUCUCUUGUGAAUUUUGCAAAGAAUUUGAGGCCCCCAACGGUGUAAUUUUGGGAAAAUGAAACUAUAAACACUGAGCGGCUCCUGUAGAUGCUGAAGGGCACGCUCCUGCCUCCUGCAGGCUCCUGGGCCCAGUUCGGAGCUGGUCCCGGCAUAAUUGGCAGACACCUUUGGGUUUCAUCUGUGCACUAAGGGUGUUAACUCCAGGAAGGGGGGUGACAGGGUGGGCUGGGCAGAUGCAGGGGUGGGGUGAGCCUGCUUGUGGGCCUGUGGUUCCCACCAGGCCUGUAGGGGGCACUGGUCCCUGCAUCGCUUCAUGUUCUGUCCCUUUGUGCGCUCUGCCUCUGUGGGACUGGCUUCCUGAGGGCAGGGCCCAUCCUGGCUACCUUCCCCCCGCUGUUCCAAGGGCUUUGGAAGGAGCCGAGAUGGGCAUGUGAGUAGGCCAGGGACAGGUCCAGGGAAGGGUCUGGUCUGUGUGUCAAGCUGGCAGCUGGGAGUGUUGGCCCCAAGGGAAGAUCCAGACACAGGUGCCCUCAGCUGCCCGGGAUAAGGCACCUGCAGUGACCCACCAGGACCAGGAUGACUGGUCAUCAGGAUCAAAGGCGCUGUACUCAAAACUGAUUUGUAUGCCUCUGGCUGGGCACCUGCCUGGAAGUUGUGCACGUGGGCAAGUCUCUCCAAUGGGUGUCUGGAGGAGGUGCCAAGCCUGAAGACUGUCACCCCCCUGGGUCUGGUCUGAGCUGCCACCCCAGCAGCCGCCUUAGCCCCAAGGCCCAGCCCUGGAACCACUUGAGGGGCUGGGUCCCAACCACCUCUUCAUGCCUUGCUGUGACCAUGGUGCCCCACAGGGUCUUCCCUUGGGAAGCCACUGUGGGAUGCUGUCACCCCAUCCCUGAAGCCUGCCCUGCUUCCCAAGAGCUCCCUGGAGGGCAGGUGCAGGCAGGAAGGGUCACCCUACCCACUGGGUCGGUUACCUGCCACUGCCCCUUUUCUCUGGGACUCUGCUGCCAGAGGGCUCCGACCUCCCCAGGACUGUCCCUUUCCAUACCUGAGCUGGAGCCCAAGGGAGCAGGAAUGAGGGGCACUGGGGAGACAAGGUGGAGGGUGGGGUGAGUUUGGGGGAGAGGAGAGGAGACCAUCAGCGUUUCCUUGCUGCCUGUUGUAUUCCAGUAUCCAAGCUUGGCAAGAGUGUACUUUAGUAACUGCUGCCUAACUUCCCUAUGUCCUGUGUGAGAGGUCCCUGUCUGGAUAAAGUUCUUCUGAGAUGCCAAA
Molecule: messenger RNA, 2136 nt
Organism: Heterocephalus glaber (naked mole-rat)
Lineage: Eukaryota; Metazoa; Chordata; Mammalia; Rodentia; Bathyergidae
Gene: Ykt6
Product: YKT6 vesicular SNARE protein
Biological process (GO): endoplasmic reticulum to Golgi vesicle-mediated transport
Cellular component (GO): Golgi apparatus
Molecular function (GO): SNAP receptor activity
Source: RefSeq, a predicted model, not a curated record